AUGCUCUGGCCGCAGGAAGCUGUUGAUCCAGAAAUCUUCCCACCGAUGGACUCUGUCCCGGGUGCCGGGGAUCCUGUCGUCUUUGGUCCAUCAUGGGACUUUGGCGAUCCGCCAGAGGACUUUGAGUACUUGUUUAACCCAGCUUCUAGCGUCUUUGGCGCCUUCCUGCCCUUUUCCUGUUCACCUCCUUUCACCAUGGAGCCACCAGCAACUCUUGUCACAAGUGGAAGCAAAGUGGGUGUUGUUAUGCCACAGCCGCAGCCAGAGCCGCAGCCAGAGCCGCACAUGGAUGCACCAACAGUGGAAGUUGAUACACCCCCUGGCUCAGACACAACAGCACGACAUCCCCGCCUCACCGUGAGAGAGACGGGCGAGGAUGACUUUUGGAUCCUCCCCAAGGACGUUGAGCACUGGACCAUGUUCCAGUGCUGUCCCACUCCGUCUUCCGUAUCCCCCGGCCGCGCAACCGCCCACCUGUCCUUCCUCGAAGAAAGCUCGAGGCUGCGCAACUCGGCCGGCCCCUGGAGCCUGCCCACGCGCGGCAGCACCGAGCCUGUGGGCAGCAACGUGUCGCUCUCGGCGUCCACGCGAGAGCGGCUGUCCGCCAUCACUCAGACCUUCUUCCCCAGGGCCCUCGAGAUGCACGGGAUGGCCUCGGCCUCGGCAUCAUCCUUAAACCGCAACGCCUCAGAAUGGUUCGGCUCGUCGGGGUUUAUCCUGCUGCCGCCCACUGCGGACCUUGAUAUCUUCCUCGAGACUUACAUUCGCUGCGUGGAACCCUUCUACCCCCUUGUGCCCACGCACACUCUCGACCCCAAUGACUUGCUCGGCGCCAGCGGCAACGAGAAGGGCGCGGUGCUGUUGCUGCUGCUCAUGAUGGCCAUUGGGGCGUCAUGCAACCGUGCGACCAGGGCAAGGCGGUUUGGCGCGGGGCUGGCCGAAGUGUGUCGCAUCGCGCUCACGGAUUUGGUGGAGAAGGACAAUCAGUACUCGACGGUGCCAUUGAUCCUGCAGUGCAGUCUGUUGCUAACCAUCCAGUCAUGCUGGGGCGGCGAAAAGUGGCAGAUGGAUAUCGGGGCGGGCCACCGCUUCAUAACCUUCUCUGGGAUGCGGUCGCCGUUGAUAGACGCACAAGUGUCCACGCCGCGUGGCGGAAAUGGGUUGAGCAGGAAGGCCGGCGAAGGGAAGUUUGAUCCGACAAUAAAGUCCCGUGCGACAUUGUCUACACAAGCACUAACAAAAGCAUCCAAGAGCAGACUUGCAUACGAUUGGGUCAUGCUUGACCAAGAGCUUAGCCUCUUCUACGAUCAACCCCCUACCUUCGCCAUCACCGAGCUCCGCGCCCCCCUCCCCGAGAUCGACGCCCUCUGGCUUGCUAAGAGCGCCGACGAAUGGAGGGCUCUUUGUCACAGCGAGAACGCCUCGCGACCUCAAUACUCGCUCCGCCAGGUUUUCCAGCUCUGCCUCGCCAACGAGAUCAACCUAGACUCCUACCACCUCACGCCGACCCGCCUGCGGCUACUCCUGUACCCCAUCCAAAGCCUUGUUUUCCACCACAGCCAACUACUGGACGCUGUCCCCGACAAGCAAAUUCGUGCCUCGUCUAGCUUCAAGACCACCACUCGUACCUCAUCCCUCCUGCGCUUCGAGGAGCUGCAGAACCUCCUACAGAACUGGUGGGCCCUCGCACAACAGUGCCAGCAUCGGGCCCCCGCCGUCACAGCCGAUCCCGGGCAGCCACUCACACCGCCGCCGUCAGAAUCCGACCAAGUGCUUCCCAGCGCCAAUUUCCUCCUGUUCCACCUCAUCAGCCUAAACCUGUACGCCGAUCUCAAAGCCAUCGAGGGCCUUGCCCGCGGCGAAGACCCAUCUUGCUCCGCCGGCAGCAGCAGCGAUGAAGCCGAGUACAUCGGCGGCAGCGGCGCCGGCGGCCAUCACGCCAUCUCCCUCCGUACUCGCCAGCGCCACAUUGCCGCCCAGUGCGUCUUUGCGCCGCACGACGCCCUCUACCACGCUGGGCAGGUCCUCCGACUCGUGCGCGAAACGGCCCUCUCGAGGCGCCCGCCCUGGUGGGGCGCGGCCGUGUACCGCGCUGCACUGGUGCUGUGGGCCUAUGCAAGCAUGCAGCAAUGCUCCUCCUCCUCGUCUUCGUCAUCGCCGCCGCCGCCGUCGUCGCCUCCAUCGCGUGAGAAGGACAGCAGCGGUCGCGGCAAGCAGGUGCUCAUCGCCAUCGACUCGGUGCUGCCGGGGGAUCCGGCGGUGGAGCGGUUCUUGCGCCAGGGGAAGGGCCUGCCGGUGCUUCUGAACGGGGGCGCGGUGACGAUGCGUGUGGACCGCGAGCCAGGGAGGGUGCUGGGGGCGUGUAUUGCACUACUUGAUGCGGAUGAGGGGAAUACAUGGUUUACGACUGGGGUUCGGAUCAAGUUAGAGACGCUGCAGCAGGCUUGGAGUACUACUAGGCUGGGACAGGGUAACAUAGUACAAUAG
Molecule: messenger RNA, 2487 nt
Organism: Diaporthe batatas
Lineage: Eukaryota; Fungi; Ascomycota; Sordariomycetes; Diaporthales; Diaporthaceae
Exons: 2
Coding region: 1-2487 (828 amino acids)
Source: RefSeq, a predicted model, not a curated record